UCAGCCGACCCCCUCCACUGCCUCUUCCUCUCAGGCCCAGCCCCCUGCCCCUACAACCACCCAAUCAGAGGGCCCUGAUGCCAAACCCCCCCUGCCAGCGGACCAACUCCUCCUAGAGGAAGACAAACCCCUUCCCCAAAAAAUUAGGACCCCCACCCCGACAGAGGAGAAACACCCCAUGGAAGAUGAGGACCAACAGUAUGACGAGAGUUGCCCCCCCACCCCCGUAGAGGAGGAGGAGGAGCCCCUCCCUGAGAGUCCUCCAGUAGAUGAGGAGCCCAAUGAGCCGGUGGACCCGUCCGUGAGGGCUAGGGAGAACUGGCUACGAAUCAUCGACAAGGUCCAACAGCAGCUUCGAGAGGCACGAGGAGAGCCGUCCAAUUCCUUGUGGUUUGGUAAAGGAGGGGUAGGAGAGGUUCUGUACAGCAUCGACAGCAUGCCUGACCUACGCAAGAAGAAAGGUCCAACCCUGGUCAGAGACCUCUUACAGGCCAUGUCUAUGGCCUCUCAGAACGCUCGGAAGGCUGGGAUCACCACGGCGAUGGCCUGCAGCACCCUCGGCAAUGAGGACCUGAAGAUUCAUGUGUACAAGAAGACCCUACAGGCUCUGAUCUACCCCAUCUCCUGCACCACACCCCAUAACUUUGAGGUGUGGACAGCCACCACUCCCACCUACUGCUACGAGUGCGAGGGGCUGUUGUGGGGCAUCGCUCGCCAGGGCAUGAGGUGCUCCGAGUGCGGGGUCAAAUGCCACGACAAGUGCCAGGACCUGCUCAAUGCCGACUGCCUGCAGAGGGCAGCGGAGAAGAGUUCUAAGCAUGGGGAGGAGGACAGAACCCAGAACAUCAUCAUGGUUCUAAAGGACAGGAUGAAGAUCAGAGAGAGGAACAAACCGGAAAUCUUCGAGCUCAUCCAGGAAGUGUUUAGCAUCGUCAAGGCGACGCACGCCACGCAGAUGAAGCAGAUCAAACAGAGUGUGCUCGAUGGGACGUCCAAGUGGUCGGCCAUGAUCAGCAUGACUGUGCAGUGUGCCCAGGGCCUCCAGGCCAAGGACAAGACCGGCUCCAGUGACCCGUACGUCACAGUUCAGGUGGGCAAGACCAAGAAGAGGACCAAGACCAUCUACGGUAACCUCAACCCUGUCUGGGAUGAGAACUUCCACUUCGAAUGCCACAACUCGUCGGACCGCAUCAAGGUACGCGUGUGGGACGAAGACGAUGACAUCAAGUCCAGGGUGAAGCAGAAGUUCAAACGGGAGUCAGAUGACUUCCUGGGUCAGACCAUCAUCGAGGUCCGCACACUCAGCGGCGAGAUGGACGUAUGGUACAACCUGGACAAGAGAACAGACAAGUCUGCUGUGUCUGGAGCCAUCCGGAUGCACAUCAGUGUAGAGAUCAAAGGAGAGGAGACUGUGGCUCCCUACCAUGUCCAGUACACCUGUCUACAUGAACACCUGUUUCAGUACACUACAGAGGAGCAGAACAGUGGUGUGGUGAAGAUACCUGAUGCCAAAGGUGACGACGCGUGGAAGGUGUACUUCGAGGAGACUCCUCAGGAGAUCGUGGAUGAGUUCGCCAUGCGUUACGGAGUGGAGUCCAUCUACCAGGCUAUGACCCAUUUUGCAUGUCUGUCGUCUAAGUACAUGUGCCCGGGCGUUCCCGCGGUGAUGAGUACCCUUCUGGCCAACAUCAAUGCCUACUAUGCUCACACCACCCAGUCCACCAAUAACGUUUCAGCAUCAGACCGCUUCGCCGCAUCCAACUUUGGAAAGGACAGGUUUGUGAAACUUCUAGAUCAGCUCCACAACUCCCUGAGGAUUGACCUUUCCAUGUACAGGAAUAACUUCCCAGCUAGUAGCCCUGAGAGGCUGCAGGACCUCAAGUCCACUGUAGACCUACUGACCAGCAUCACCUUCUUCAGAAUGAAGGUCCAGGAGCUGCAGAGCCCCCCCAGGGCCAGUCAGGUGGUGAAGGACUGUGUCAAAGCCUGUCUCAACUCCACCUACGAGUACAUCUUCAACAACUGCCAUGAACUCUACGGCAGAGAAUACCAGACAGACCCUGCUAAGGCUGACGUUCCAGAAGAGCAGGGUCCGAGCAUCAAGAACCUGGAUUUCUGGUCCAAACUCAUCACCCUCAUUGUCUCCAUCAUAGAAGAGGACAAGAACUCCUACACACCCUGUCUCAACCAGUUUCCUCAGGAACUGAACGUGGGUGUCAUCAGUGCUGAGGUCAUGUGGAACAUGUUCGCUCAAGACAUGAGAUAUGCCAUGGAGGAGCAUGAGAAGAACCGUCUGUGUAAGAGUGCUGAUUACAUGAACCUGCACUUCAAGGUUAAGUGGCUCUACAACGAAUACUGCAAAGAGCUGCCCACCUUCCAGAAACGUGUUCCUGAGUACCCAGCGUGGUUUGAGCCGUUUGUCAUCCAGUGGUUGGACGAGAACGAGGAAGUGUCCAGAGACUUCCUGCACGGUGCCCUAGUGAGGGACACAAAGGACGGGUUCCAGGUAACGUCGGAGCAUGCUCUGUUCUCCUGCUCGGUGGUGGACGUGUUCUCCCAGCUCAACCAGAGCUUUGAGAUCAUACGCAAGCUAGAAUGUCCCGACCCCCAGAUCGUAGGCAACUACAUGAAGAGAUUCGCCAAGACCAUCGGCAAUGUUCUGCUGUCCUAUGCUGAGAUCAUUUCCAAAGAGUUCCCCAAACAAUGCGGGAACAAAGAGAAAGAGAAAGUGCCUUGUAUCAUCAUCAAUAACAUCCAGCAGCUGAGAGUGCAGCUGGAGAAGAUGUUUGAGGCCAUGGGAGGCAAAAAUCUUAAUGUGGAGGCCAGUGACUUCCUGAAGGACCUGCAAUUAAAGCUCAACAACGUCAUGGACGACCUUAGUAGGAUAUUUGCCGUCAGUUUCCAGCCCCAUAUUGAGGAGAAUGUGAAGCAGAUGGGCGACAUCCUGGGCCAGGUGAAGGGACAGACUGUUACUGACAACAACAGCGUGGCCGGGGACGCCGACAACGUCCUGCAGCCCAUCAUGGACUUCCUCGACACCAACCUGUCGCUGUUUGCUAAAAUCUGUGAGAAGACCGUACUGAAGAGAGUGCUGAAGGAACUGUGGAAACUGGUCAUUAACACUAUGGAGAAAAGCAUUGUGCUUCCACCAUUCACAGACCAGUCAGCAAUAGGCACUCAGAUGAUCUUUAAUGCAGCUAAGGAGUUGGGCCAGCUCUCCAAGCUCAAGGAGCACAUGGUGCGAGAGGAGGCCAAGGCUCUCACUCCUAAACAGUGUGCCGUCAUAGAGCUCGCAUUGGACACCAUUAAGCAAUACUUCCAUGCGGGCGGUGUGGGUCUGAAGAAGACAUUCCUGGAGAAGAGUCCGGACCUGAAGUCUCUGCACUACGCCCUGUCCCUUUACACACAACACACUGACAAGCUCAUCAGGAAGUUUGUCCUCUCCCAAAACGCUCAGGUCCAUGGAGGGAAGGGGGUCAGGUAUACCCUCAACGAAGACACAUUACCAGAGAAGGGGUCGGGAGUGGAGGAGCCGAUCGGAGAGGUGGUCAUGCAUGUGGAGAUCUUCACCCACCCCAACACUGGAGAACACAAGAUCACUGUGAGAGUGGUGGCUGCUAAUGACAUUAAGUGGCAGACCCAGGGGAUCUUCCGUCCCUUCGUGGAGGUCUACAUCAUCGGUCCCCACCUCAGUGACAAGAAGAGGAAGCACGCCACCAAGUCCAAGAACAACAGCUGGUCGCCCAAGUUCAACGAGACCUUUCAGUAUUCCCUGGGCAGUGAGUUGGGUCCUGAGGGCUAUGAGCUGCAGGUGUGUGUGAAGGACUACUGCUUCGCCAGGGAGGACCGUACGGUGGGCAUGGCCCUGAUGCAGUUGAAGGACAUGGCCUCUAGGGGCAGCGUGACAUGCUGGCUCCCCCUGGGGAAGAGGGUCCACAUGGAUGAGACGGGCCUGACAGUACUGAGGAUCCUAUCUCAACGCAACAACGAUGAGGUGGCCAAAGAGUUCGUCAAGCUUAAGUCAGACCAGCGCUCUGCCGAGGAGGGACAGGGGAGCUGAGAGAGAGCAGAGAUCUAGAGAUACUGACGCACAUAUGCACACACACACACAGU
Messenger RNA from Coregonus clupeaformis (lake whitefish), 4113 nucleotides. RefSeq names its product protein unc-13 homolog A-like. NCBI's taxonomy places the organism in Eukaryota, Metazoa, Chordata, Actinopteri, Salmoniformes, Salmonidae. Gene Ontology annotation, molecular function: calcium ion binding; calmodulin binding; diacylglycerol binding. Gene Ontology annotation, biological process: synaptic transmission, glutamatergic; synaptic vesicle priming; dense core granule priming. The record is from RefSeq and is a predicted model, not a curated record. Gene Ontology annotation, cellular component: plasma membrane; synaptic vesicle membrane; presynaptic membrane. The coding region runs from base 179 to 4060 and encodes 1293 amino acids. The transcript is spliced from 34 exons.